CUAUCAUUGGUUGCAGGUUUCAGGCAAGCUUUUGAUACUCCGGAAAUGUCAAGCCCGGAAAGCGAAAGUCGGAACCGGAAGCGGGAGAGUGACCCGGUGUCACGCGCGACGAUGCCUACUUCUGCCUGGUCAUUGCAUGCAGAUGUUUCCUGCAAGUCCGUGACGGCGUCCGUGAUGAAGGUUGCGGAGCAGGAGUCUGCUGGCGCACAAUUAGGUUCCACUGAGAAGAAAAGGUCUUGUUGGACGCAGGUUCUGAAUCUUCCGGGAGAAAAUGGAGAAGUCGGGCACAUUGAAUACUGUGCGUUUCUAAACGCGGAAGAUCUUUAUUCUGGCGGACCCAAGAAUUCGAGGACCGAGUUGCUGGGUGCGGAGACCAGUGAGGUUCUGAGAGAAGUCACGUCUGCCUUCCAGACUCUUGUCACGGGAAGAAAUUUUAGGGCAAAUAAGGCUGACAGUGACGUCGUCGAAGAUGCAGCGGAUACGAAAGCGGACGGUGAAAAGACAAGACGUCAGUUUGGUGCUAACGAAGAGAAAGACGAUGAACACGAACAUGUCUUUCAAGCUGAAGCCGUAACGUUGGAAAAAGCGUUAGGACCUCUCGUAGAUGAAAAGGGAGAAAUGCAACAGGACCGCCCGGGUGGUAGCAACGCUUCAGCGCCAGAAGAGGCGAAACCCGCAAAGGCGCAAGAUAGUACUGCUGUUUCCCAGGCUGCUGCCGAAAAUGAGUAUGGAAAGCUGCCGCGCAACAUUGCUGAUGAAGAACCGGAAAAACUAAGCGAACUGACGCAGCCGAUGAAUAUCGAGCCGACGCCGAUGGACGUAGACGCAACGCAGCACGUUCCAGAUACGGAAGUAAGGAACUCAAACGAAUCAGGACCAGCAGCAGAUGUAGAUCCGGAGGGUUCUGUCACUAAAGAAGUAGGAGUAACAGAGAAGGCGUCUGAAGAUGACCGCGAGCGUGACCACGUGCAACCAGACGCUGGCGGAUCUCGUCAAGAAAAAAAACUCGCACCAACUAUUAACAGUGCUGAAAUACAGGAGGCGACACAAGGACAUGAGGACUUCAAGGGACAAGCUGUGGUCGCAGGGGACGACGAAGUACUCGCGGCGUCAAUGAAAAAAGCAGACUUGGAGGUGAAGAAGCCAGAGAUUGAGAAGCGCGAGCAAAUUACAGUGGCAUCUUCUUUCAUUUCCGAGAGCAGCAUCGCUGAAGCGCCCUCAUCUCCGGACGUCUUAUUUUCUGCUGCUCCACCGGAAGCGACGACCCCUCCGAGGGAAGCUCCAUUAGUGUCCAACACAGCUCCUUCUGCCAGUAGUUCCCGGGACCAGUACAAUGUGCAUCCGGACCGCACGGCGAAGAAGGAACUCAAUUACCACGACCGCACCGAGGGUCACCGGCAGCAGCAACAGCGCAUCAAUUUUACCGGUCGGCCCUCCCCCACAGUGAAUGCAAUCGCGAACAAGCAGCGCGGCCAUUUGAACAUUCUGCAGCCGGCUUCCAAACUCAUUAGCUUGAGCAGUUCGUCUUCCAACGACGAAGCGACCGCGACAGUGAGAGCAGCUGCACCGCUACAGGAUAGAAGACAACACGCUCCCCCGCCGGGGCUCGUUGUUUCGUCUUUCAGCGCGCCGAGAACUUUGACACGAAGUGCGCACUCACAUUCCAACUCAGCGUCGAAGCUGCAGGCUGAGGGUCAGGUACUUGUUGCUGCGCAUGAUCCUAGUAGCGAGAGCCAGGUGCAGCUAGAUGAGCCGCGUCCUCGUAAGGAUGAUCGAGAUCAAGCCAUCUUCACGGUGGAUCCUGAUGACCAGUCGUCCGCCAUCAUUGGAGUAGUCGAACCUAUGCCUCCACCUUUGCCGCUACGGCGUGAUCUCCCGCGUUCUCUGGAGCCGGUUGUGCGCCCGGCGGGAAACAGCUUCGGUCUGUGGAUGGGUCGCGAAGAAGAGCAGCCGUCGCCACCCCGCGGUCGCUCCCGGGAAGUCGUCGUUUUACCUCGGAUUUCGCAGCAGGUGAAAUCCAGCACGCUACCAGCAAGGGGACCACCCGAUGGAACAUCAAUGGGCUAUAGUGACUUAUUCGGGAGUAGAGGCGCACCAGGGACCUUUCAACCACACCAUCUAGCGGGUAAUGGUCUACUUCAAAAUGCAGCUCCCAAUCCCAAAGUUGUCGCGCCACCUUCUGCCGUGGCGGCGUCUUCGUUCCCGGGUGCCACGAGUGGCGGAAGCGGAGGUGGGGAACUGCGGAGUAUGAAACUGUACCCCAGUCUAUGCAAGAAAAAAACUAUGUGAGUGUAAGUCUGUGAUGCAAAAAAUGCAAAACUGUCACACUUGUGAUGCUGGAUGUGCGUCAUAGGCUACUUCCAUACGUGUUUUGGCAUGCUAAUUGCGCAUGACAGGUUUCCCCUGUAAUGCAAAGCGAAUUUGUGAUGCUGCUCUUCCUACAAAGUUACACUUACACAGCUUUUUUCCUGGAUACAGUCGCGGACUGAUUCCGCGGCCGCCAAGUCAGCCAAGGGACUCCACGAAGAAUCGCUCUCUGAGCAACGGGCAGCAAGUGGUGGUUGCGAAAAAUCCACGCCUUGCGAACAUGAAGGUUGUUGCAGGUGGGAGUGCCAAUAGCACCAACGACUGAACCGACAUCUUCAAGGCCGCGCCCCUUCUUCGUGCAUUCAGGCUGUAGAAAACCACAGACGAUCAAAUUUACAGUUGGAAUUAUAAGCGCGUGAGAAUGUGUAAUUCAGAUGAGAUUGGAGCCGUGUGCAGAUCAGUAUGAUGUGAG
Amoebophrya sp. A120 is the source of this 2779-nucleotide messenger RNA. The record is from the annotation of a GenBank genome assembly. NCBI's taxonomy places the organism in Eukaryota, Dinophyceae, Syndiniales, Amoebophryaceae.